GAGAGCGAGUUGUCGGGGGGAGAGAGGGCGGACAGGGGGCGCGGAGUCGGAGUGGCGCAGCAAGUGGCUGCAGGUGGCGACGGUGGCGGGGGUGGGGAGUGAAGGGGUGCGGGGGCCGCGGAGCAGGAGGCUGAGCGGGUCCGAAGAGCAACUAAAGCUGCCGCCUGGCCUACUGGGCCGGGGGCCGCGGAGCCCCCACCCGUGCAGAUGGACCUCAACCGGAUCAUCCAAGCGCUGAAGGGCACCAUCGACCCGAAGCUGCGGAUCGCGGCCGAGAGCGAGCUCAACCAGUCCUACAAGAUCAUCAACUUUGCCCCCAGUUUACUCCGGAUCAUAGUCUCCGACCAUGUGGAGUUCCCUGUGCGUCAGGCCGCCGCCAUCUACCUGAAGAACAUGGUGACACAGUACUGGCCAGACCGCGAGCCUCCCCCAGGAGAAGUGAUAUUUCCAUUCAACAUUCAUGAGAACGACCGCCAGCAAAUCCGAGACAACAUUGUGGAAGGGAUCGUGCGGUCUCCAGACUUAGUGAGGGUCCAGCUGACAAUGUGCCUCCGUGCCAUCAUUAAGUACGACUUCCCUGGUCACUGGCCCGCCGUCGUGGACCGGAUAGACCACUACCUGAGGUCCCAGAGCAGUGGGAGCUGGCUUGGAAGCUUGCUGUGUCUCUACCAGCUGGUGAAGACCUAUGAAUAUAAGAAGGCAGAGGAGAGAGAACCCCUGGUGGCUGCCAUGCAGAUCUUCUUGCCCCGAGUGCAGCAGCGGGCUCUGCAGCUGCUCCCCGACCCCUCUCAUUACUCAGUGCUGCUGCAGAAGCAGAUCCUGAAGAUCUUCUACGCCCUUGUCCAGUAUGCGUUGCCUCUUCAGCUGGUGAACAACCAAACCAUGACUGCAUGGAUGGAGAUCUUCCGGACCAUCAUUGACCGGACAGUCCCCCCGGAGACGCUGCAGAUUGACCAGGACGACAGGCCAGAGCUGGUCUGGUGGAAAUGCAAAAAGUGGGCACUGCACAUCGUGGCGCGGCUCUUUGAACGAUAUGGAAGCCCAGGAAAUGUCACAAAAGAAUACUUUGAAUUUUCUGAAUUCUUCUUGAAAACCUAUGCUGUUGGAAUCCAGCAGGUACUACUUAAAAUUUUAGAUCAGUACAGACAGAAAGAAUAUGUAGCCCCCCGUGUUCUUCAGCAGGCGUUCAACUAUCUUAACCAAGGCGUCGUUCACUCUGUCACCUGGAAGCAGCUGAAGCCACACAUACAGAAUAUCUCUGAAGAUGUGAUUUUUUCUGUGAUGUGCUAUAAAGAUGAGGAUGAAGAGCUGUGGCAAGAAGACCCGUAUGAGUACAUAAGGAUGAAAUUUGAUAUUUUUGAAGACUAUGCUUCUCCUACCACAGCAGCGCAGACCCUCUUAUACACUGCUGCGAAGAAAAGAAAAGAGGUGUUGCCAAAAAUGAUGGCAUUCUGUUAUCAAAUUCUAACAGACCCGAACUUUGACCCUAGGAAGAAAGAUGGAGCCCUGCAUGUGAUUGGUUCCCUAGCUGAUAUUUUAUUGAAGAAGAGUUUAUUCAAGGACCAGAUGGAGCUGUUGCUGCAGAAUCACGUGUUCCCGUUAUUAUUGUCUAACCUAGGAUAUCUUCGUGCGAGAUCUUGCUGGGUGCUCCAUGCCUUCAGUUCCCUGAAGUUUCACAAUGAGCUCAACCUGAGGACGGCGGUGGAGCUGGCCAAGAAGAGCCUGAUUGACGACAAGGAGAUGCCGGUCAAGGUGGAGGCGGCACUGGCCCUGCAGUCGCUUGUUUCUAACCAGGCACAAGCUAAGGAGUACAUGAAGCCACACGUGAGGCCUGUGAUGCAGGAACUGCUGCACAUCAUCAGGGAGACAGAGAAUGACGAUGUGACGAAUGUCAUCCAGAAGAUGAUCUGCGAGUACAGCCAGGAGGUGGCCUCCAUCGCCGUGGACAUGACCCAGCACCUAGCGGAGAUAUUUGGUAAAGUUCUCCAGAGUGAUGAAUAUGAAGAAAUUGAAGACAAAACAGUAAUGGCCAUGGGGAUUCUGCACACCAUCGACACGAUCUUGACCGUUGUAGAGGAUCAUAAAGAGGUUACUCAACAGUUAGAAAAUAUCUGCCUGCGUAUCAUCGAUCUUGUUUUACAGAAACAUGUAAUUGAAUUCUAUGAGGAAAUUCUCUCGUUGGCAUACAGUCUGACCUGCCAUGGUGUCUCCCCUCAGAUGUGGCAGCUGCUGGGUAUCCUGUAUGAGGUCUUCCAGCAGGACUGCUUUGAGUACUUCACAGACAUGAUGCCUCUCCUGCAUAACUACGUGACAAUAGAUACCAACACUCUACUCUCCAGCCCCAAACACCUAGAAAUACUCUUCACAAUGUGCAGAAAGGUCCUGUGUGGAGAUGCUGGAGAAGAUGCAGAGUGUCACGCGGCCAAGCUCCUUGAGGUCAUCAUUCUCCAGUGCAAGGACAGGGGCAUCGAUCAGUGCAUACCACUUUUCGUCCAGCUGGCCCUGGAGAGGCUGACCCGAGGGGUGAACACCAGCGAGCUGCGUACCAUGUGUCUGCAGGUGGCCAUCGCUGCCCUCUACUACAACCCCGAGCUGCUGCUGCACACACUGGAGAGCAUUCAGCUGCCCCACAAUCCCGGGCCUGUGACCGCACAGUUCAUAAACCAGUGGAUGAACGACACCGACUGUUUUCUUGGGCAUCACGACCGGAAGAUGUGCAUCAUCGGCCUGAGCAUCCUCCUGGGACUGCAGAACCGCCCUCCUGCGGUCGAUGCCGUGGCAGGGCAAAUCGUGCCCUCUGUCCUGUUCCUCUUCCUUGGCCUUAAGCAGGUCUGUGCUACCAGACAGCUGGGGACCCGGGAAGAUCGCACCAAGGUAGAGAAAGCCGACGUGGAAGAAAACGAGGAGAUUUCAAGUGAUGAGGAGGACACAAAUGUGACCGCUCAGGCCAUGCAGUCCAACCCCGGGAGGGGUGAGGAGGAGGAGCAGGAGGAGGACUGGGAUGAGGAGGUGCUGGAGGAAACGGCCCUGGAGGGCUUCAGCACCCCACUCGACCUGGACAGCAGUGUGGACGAGUAUCAGUUCUUCACGCAGGCACUGCUCACUGUGCAGAAUCGGGAUGCUGCCUGGUACCAGCUGCUCAUGGCGCCACUCAGUGAGGACCAGCGGCGGGCGCUGCAGGAGGUGUACACGCUGGCAGAGCACCGCAGGACUGUGGCAGAGGCGAAGAAGAAGAUUGAAGAACAGGGAGGCUUCACGUUUGAAAACAAAGGCAUUCUCUCUGCGUUUAACUUUGGGACUCUGCCCAGCGACAACUGAGGAAGGAAACGCGCCUGGCCAGGUCACCUCUCCUUCACACCGCAGGGACGCGGGUCAAGGGAGCAUCGGGGCUGCUGUUGAGCCCUCCCGCUGUGCCAGUGCCGCCUAGCUGGAGGCGGCAUUUUUACCCACUCUUCCCUUCCCCUUGGGCCCUUCUCACCCUGAAAUAUAUAUUUUAAGCAGCUACUGUAAUGUUUGACGUUAAGAAGAUCAUUGGACUGCAGAGAACAAACCAUGUGUUCCAAAGACUGACGAGGGGCUCAGAGGGCGGACUGACAAGUGCGUCUCAGGUUUGGCCAUGCAAAAUCAUGGAUUUAUGCGGAUAACAGUGCCUUCUGUUGUACAUGAAUUAUCUGAAACAUUUUUUUGGAGUGCAUUGGAAUUUUUUUUAACGCAUAAAACAUAUUUCUAGAUAUAAUGAAAACCUUGGCUCUAUGUUGACCUAUACUGCAUUUUACUAUGUGAGUUUACUGUCAGGCAGUUAUGACAAAUCACUCUGGUUUCAAAAACGUCCCUGCUUCCCUUGUCUCCCCGCCUCCUCCCCUUGCUGCUGGGGGUGUUCUUCAGGGUUUGGAAAAUAUGCACUGGCUCUGGUUUUCUAUAAGCUGUUUUAUGGCUUUCCCAAGUAGGGUUUUAUUCCCUCUCCUAUAGUAUUGUUCACCCCCUGAAGGGGGUCUGCAGAUCUGCAGAUUGAUUUCAAGCAUGGCCCCCCAUAAGGUCAGGACUCAAAUGUGGGAUGGAAGCAGGUGUCAGGGCUCUCUAGUCACUGGAAUUAACAAUGAGCCCGAGCAUAUUCUGAAUCACGUACUUAGAUACACAGUUGACUGUGGAUGACACUAAAGCACAGGAAGCUGUAGGGGAAGUGCUGCAGGGGCAUGCUGGGGCGCCCAUGUGCAAGAACUUACCAUUCCAGCUUGGUUGGGCCCUGGUCCAAAGCAUUUUCUAAUGUAUCUAUUUUUUAAACUAGGGAAAAGACUCAAUAGAUUUAGCUUCUGGCUUUCUCACACACCUACAUUUUCACCAAGAGCAGCCCAGUCUUUCUUACAGCUUGGUGUAGCUCUUGCAUCUUUCAAGGGCUGGGGACACUGGUCAUCAGCUGUCUUACAUGGCAGUGUAUGAGAGGACUUGUAAGACCUGUUGCAGGUGGAAGUUAUGGCUGUUUUCUGAACCAAGUCAAGACCAGACCACGGAGCUCGUUUUCAUUCAGUAAAGUGAAGAGUGUAUUUUCAGGACUUCGCAUGUCACUGGAUAUGAUACAGUUUUCCAUUUUUGUGAAAUGUCUGCAGCUUAUAUUCUCCAUCCGUGACUGGAGGAAUUUUCUCUAGGUGCUUCCUCCAAAACCCUCCCUUGUGGAUACAACCUGUUUCAAGAAUUCUAAGUUAUUUAAGCUGUCCUUAUGGAAGUAUCCUCAGAAGCCAUGGGUUUCUGAGUUACACAGCCCCCGCUCGCCUCUUCCCAGGGUGACAACACUGAAUGUGCCAAAGGCGGUGAGGAUGGCACUGGCGGGAAUUUUAGAGAUUUUGAGCUUUGAGACUCUUUUUAUCCUCUCCAUGUCCCAAAGGGUUUCAUUUUAACACACCCAACAUGCCUUCACAGUGGGCUGUCUGCUGCAGCACGAAAGGGAAGUGUGAAGGGGCAUCAUCCUGUCUUGUUUUUGAAGCCAGGGUAGUCAUAUCAUUUGUUACCAGCAGUGCUAACCCAAAUAUGAUCUGGUUACCUUGGAAAUGCAGGAACUUACAUGAAUGUACUGUAAAAUAAAUGCGGACUGACUCCAGAA
Molecule: messenger RNA, 5095 nt
Organism: Condylura cristata (star-nosed mole)
Lineage: Eukaryota; Metazoa; Chordata; Mammalia; Eulipotyphla; Talpidae
Gene: IPO8
Product: importin 8
Exons: 25
Coding region: 208-3318 (1036 amino acids)
Biological process (GO): protein import into nucleus
Cellular component (GO): nuclear envelope; cytosol
Molecular function (GO): small GTPase binding
Source: RefSeq, a predicted model, not a curated record